Messenger RNA from Trichoplusia ni (cabbage looper), 2316 nucleotides. RefSeq names its product zinc finger protein 431-like. Bases 265 to 2145 code for a protein of 626 amino acids. Gene Ontology annotation, biological process: regulation of transcription by RNA polymerase II. The transcript has 2 exons. Gene Ontology annotation, cellular component: nucleus. The record is from RefSeq and is a predicted model, not a curated record. Lineage: Eukaryota; Metazoa; Arthropoda; Insecta; Lepidoptera; Noctuidae. Gene Ontology annotation, molecular function: RNA polymerase II transcription regulatory region sequence-specific DNA binding; DNA-binding transcription factor activity, RNA polymerase II-specific.
CCCUUCAAAAAACAUUCUUGAAGGCUUAUCGAACAAUUAAUUGGUCAGGGCAUUAGUAAUUUUAAAUGAGGCAAAAAUAAUGUUUUAAUAAAUUAUCGGAAAAGAUCGGUUUCGACACCAAACCAUAAUGGCGAAAGCCGUUUGAAAUCUGUGGUCUUCAGAAAAACAGCUUUGAUAGCAUGUCAUGUUGCGUUGUUGACAAUUUUAGCAAUCCUUUUAAUUUUUCUUUUUUAUUUUAUUUUCCCGCUUUAAUUAUUAACUCUAAUGUCCCCAAGCGAUGGAGUUACAAAAAAAUCUGAGUGUUCUAAAGGUGCGUUAUUGGAGACUAGUGCUACAGACACUUCUUUCGAGGAUUGGGAAGAUAUACCGCCCGAAAAAGGUUUCCUGGGUUUCGAGAAAGUGCCUCUGGUUCGCGUUGCUCGUUACGACAUAACUCCGUACUUGAAAACCUCCGCUGCAUCCAUCAAGGACUGCCGGAUUCGAAGUGUAGAUACAUUAGAAAAACAUAUACACAAAUUGACAGCUUUGUGUUCGGUUCAAAUAGCAAAACAGGACAUCGGUAACUUGAAGAGAGGAAUUCUAUCAAAAAAAUUACGUAGGAGCACCUCUUCAUCAUCAUCGGACGGCGAAAAAGACGCCAUGACGAGCGUCAAUUGUAAAACUUGUGGUAAACUGUAUUCCAACGAAAAAAAACUACGAAAACACCAGGAAAAUAAACAUAUUGUGUUUAAAAACUAUAGCAAACCUCAGAAAAAGGUGUCGUUUUCCGACCAUGUCAUUAUACAUGAGGUCAAAGAGUACCACAAGUGUAGGAAGUGUCCGAAGAUCUUCAUUGACUACAAAUUUCUCAAGACUCAUAUGAAACAGCUGCAUAAAAAGAGAAAAUGUUACAUCUGUAACUAUUGCAAUAAGAAAUUCGUUGACCGCUUGUUCUUUAAAAUCCAUAUUAAACUGCACUGCGAUGUCUGCGGACUGUUGCUACGUAACAAAUAUGAUUAUAAUGAGCAUAGACGGAACGUAUGUAGAGUAUUGAAACGCCAUAAAUGCCGUACCUGUAAUGAAGAGUAUUUCAAAUUUAUGGACUUGAAAGAUCAUAGUUACGAACAUAUCACUACGUGUUACGUCUGUGAUGUGUGUAAAGAUCAGUUUGAAACGAAGUGUGCUAUAUCACAUCAUUUGGCUUUCUUACAUUCAAAUAAUAGACCUACUACGUUGUUUGAUAUGCGUACACUUGGUAAAGAGAGAUUGUACUUAUGUAACUUCUGUGAUGAAAGCUCCGUAGAACGUGCUGUUUUAGAGAAACACGUACAAUCAUUACCGGAUCUCUCAAGUAAAGCAAUGACCGGAUACAAAGACUAUUACUUCUGUGACCAAUGUCUUAAAAAAUUUGAUACGGAAACCGAUAUGAUGCAGCACAAAUGGUCGCAUUACUUAAAAACAAGCGAUAAUUCACAAGAACGGAUAUCCAAUAAGAUGAAGACUACGUACAAGUACGGAGAACCAAUACCAGAUUAUAUGCAGCCUUUGUUGGUAUUGGAAAGAGUGAAAGUACCGCAGAGGGUUAUGACACCAGAGGUUGCGGUGGACGAUACUGCUGGUACGGAACCUGAAAAAAAAGUGGAUAGGCCAGCACCACUCAAUAUGGAAGAUGUUGUAGCAAUUAUUGGAGAGAGCGGAGAAAUAAAGAAGCCUAUCGUUGAUCCAAGGAGUAAAAAGACUAUUAUCUCCAAAUUUCAAUGUGUGACUUGCGGCAAAUAUUACUCAUCAAAUUACUGUUUGAACCGUCACAUCGAAACGCAACACUCGAAUUACGAGAGCUUACAAUGCAGCGUUUGCGAAGAAAUCUUUGUAUGGCCCUCUCUCUUGAAAACCCACAAAUGUAUCCGUCUGAACCACCCAGAAAUGCCUUUUGAGGAUGCGAGACCAGAAAUACACUUUGAAAACCUCCACGAGGUCUCCCAAAGUGGUUUCGACGAUUUGAGUAUAGGAGAGAAUGAGGAUUACAUGAAUAAUGUCGAUUUUGAGAUCCCUGCGCCCGUGGUCGAGUUGAGAGAGUAUGAUAGUUUCACCGCUCAAGAUGAAUUCGCACCGUUACAUAAUUUAGGAUAUAAAAUUAUUGUGCAAGAAGUACCUAUAGAGUUUUAAGUGUUUGUGUGUUGUCAUGGCAACGGCGGUUGGAUCAGUGAAGUGAGUUGUUUAUAGUAUGGUUACAUUAAGCGAGAAUCCAGUCAUGAUGUGUGAAAAUGACGGGCCUGUUGGUCUAGUGGUUAGUGACCCUGACUGCUAUACCGGAGAUCGUGGGUUAAAAACCACCUA